Messenger RNA from Tetranychus urticae (two-spotted spider mite), 1314 nucleotides. The record is from RefSeq and is a predicted model, not a curated record. Lineage: Eukaryota; Metazoa; Arthropoda; Arachnida; Trombidiformes; Tetranychidae.
AUGAAAAAUAAACUUGUUAAUCCAAAAUCGAUAGUAUUGGUUUCUAUCUUUAUUUGCUUUCAUCUCAUUUCAAAUGUGACUUCUUCAUUAUCAUUGGAUGAAUUAUCAUUGGAUGAAAAUAAUGAAAUUACCUAUCUAAAGGAUAAACCAUUGGCUUUACAAUCAACAAAAACCUGUGGUAAUAGAAUCAUUGAACCAGACGAGCAAUGCGAUUGUGGUCGACCAGAUUGUGGUAGUUGUUGUGAUGGCAAGACCUGUAUGCUCAACUCUACGGCUUGUUGUGGAAGCGGUCCCUGUUGUAAUCCAAAGACAUGUUUUCCUUACGCUAGAAUUGACAAUGUAGUUUGCAAAAAAGCUGUAGAUGAAUGUGAUUUACCUGAAUAUUGUGAUGGACUUUCUGAAUUUUGCCCAGAAGAUCGCUACAAACCAAAUGGUAUCCCAUGUAACAAGUCACAGUUUAAUGCAAGGUGUUACGCAGGUCGUUGUGCAAACCACGCUAUACAAUGUGGUAAACUCUGGGGUCCAAAUAUUAUCCAAAGUCAUGAGUCUUGUUAUCAGGCUAAACUGAUGGGUAAAACAACAUUUCCUUGUAAACUCGAAGGGCCCAUGAAUAAAACGGAACAGCAGUGUACCAUAGAUGAUACUACCUGUGGUCUACUUUAUUGUAACGCUCCUGCAAAUACUAAAUUGGUUUACGAACAACCCUUUGCUGGCAGUAAAAAACAUAAUAUUAUCAACGGAACACAUCAAUGUUUAGCUUUAGAGGGUUCAUUGUCAUCUUUAAAUCCUGGAAUGGUUCCUGAUGGUUCGCCUUGUGGUACAACUAUUUCUGGAAUGUGUGUUGGCGUUAAAUGUGUCCUUGUUGAUACUGUUUUAAAAAAAAUCAAGGCUUGCCCCAAAAAUUGUUCAGGACAUGGGAUAUGUAAUAAUGCUGGUGCAUGUCAUUGUGAUCCUUUAUAUACUAGUUCCGAUUGCUCUGUUGAAAUCUCUAAAAAUAUGUCAAAACCAAUGAAUGGGUCAACGGCUUCACUCAUCUUCAAACCAACUUCAAAGCAAAUAGCGGAAUGUCGAGAUAAAUUACGAAUAUUUACAACAUCAGCAUCAUCUCAACCCGUUAAUCUAUCUACAUUUACCUUGGCCAUUAUCAUCGGAUUCUUACUCUCAGUCCUGGUUUCAGUAGCUGUUCUCUGGAAUUUGUAUCAUCGCUAUGGAUCAAGCAAUACUGAAGAUAACCGACCAGGAACAGCACCCAAACCACCAGCAACACCAGCAACACCAGCAACUCCAGCAACUCCAGCAAUCCCACCAAAUUGA